AAUGUUUUUCGUAUUUUUUGCAGAAUUCGCGCAUAUCAUGCACGUCUUCGCCCGGUUCGGAAAGUGGAAUUCGCGGUAGUAAAUCUUAAAAUUUUGAUUUCAAAUCUUAAUUGUAAUUCAAUUUACAAUGCUAUUGUUCAAGUUCAUCGAGUAAGUGCGCUGAAGGAUUAAAAAAAUUGCACAAAAAUAUCCCGGUCUCGACGAUCAACUCGGGCGAUCGCAAAAACAAUACAAUUACAAAUUCAGCAUUCGGAACCGUGUCCCGCAUUCUUUAUAGUGCAUAUUUUCGAUUGUGCAGCAAAUCGAGAUCUCUGAUUUGAUAUCAGAAAAUUAUAAAAAAAAAUAACACUCCUCGUUAUCAAUCUCCCCGUAUAUCGUAAACUUGAAAAAGCUGACUCACACAGAAGAGCUGUUGCUUUACUGAUGUGCGGCGUUUAUCAUCAGCACAAGUAUCAGGAGCAGUGCGAUGGCAAGUUUUGAUAAUAACCAAGAAAGCUCGUCGUUGGCGGACAAAUCAAAAACGCCCCAGUCUGAAAUCGUCGCUAGUCCGAGCGCGGUUUAUCAGAUUCACAACCUGGACACGGUGGCCGAGGAAAAUGAAGAUCCGCAAAAAGCAACAACUGGUCUAUGCGGAUGGACGACGGAAUAUCUCGUGGAAGAUAGCACCCGGACGCAGCUGUCGGCUCCCUUAGCUCGGUUACUGGCGGGCUUUAUCGACCUAUACCAAAACGAACGGGAAUUGAACUCGUUCGAUAUGCUUUUCGUGGCCAUUUAUUGUAUUUCGCUAGAGAUGGGCUUUCUACCGGAUGGUCACCGCAUCCAGGAUCAGCACUCUGUAUUCCAGCCUCGGUACGCAUCGUACGAUCGUCGUGUGAUGCGCAUUUUCUCCGAUAUUGUUCCCACAGACUUUUAUGAUCGAACCAAUCGGAGCUACCGACUAAAUCUGUACAUGCCAGGAUCCGAGGAGCAGUGCAGCCUGGUGGGAGUUGGCAGUGGAGACUUCCUGUGCUUAACCUUUACGGUUCCAAAACGUGCCGACAUAUCCGGUAAAAGCACCUUGCUCUCUGUGUCUCGAUAUGUGCCUGUAUUGAAUUUUAGGCGUUUGAAUCUUACUUUUCAAAAUUUGAAAGAGCUUUCCCAAAGACUAAAAAACGAGCUAUUUAUUCCCGUGAGAGAUGUCCUUUGUUUGGAUGAGGAUAUUCCCAUAUAUCCUUCCCUCAACGGACUUCCCGAUGAAGUGGUGGCCAGUUUACUUGUUAGGUAUUUAGAUAAAAAUUCCAGUCGUCGACUGGCUGCAACUUGCUCUCGGCUAAAGGCACUAGCUACGGCCUAUUGCGAAAAGUAGUUUGUAAAGAUCUGGGUUAUGCUCUUAUUCUGAAGAAAAUAAAAAAA
Messenger RNA from Uranotaenia lowii, 1392 nucleotides. RefSeq lists its product as uncharacterized. The coding region runs from base 467 to 1345 and encodes 292 amino acids. NCBI's taxonomy places the organism in Eukaryota, Metazoa, Arthropoda, Insecta, Diptera, Culicidae. The record is from RefSeq and is a predicted model, not a curated record. The transcript is spliced from 2 exons.